Paramecium sonneborni is the source of this 697-nucleotide messenger RNA. NCBI's taxonomy places the organism in Eukaryota, Ciliophora, Oligohymenophorea, Peniculida, Parameciidae. The record is from the annotation of a GenBank genome assembly.
AUGUCAAAUUAAGAUGAAUUAAAAAAGCUUAUGGAAGAAAAAAGGAAAUAAAAAAUUACUUAAAUUGAAUUACCUAAAAAUGCUUAAUUGGUGGAAGGGAAAAUAUUUGUAAUAUCUAAAAAUAAUAAUUAAAUAGUGUAUAGAAUGUGAAUAAAUGAAUGAGACUUUGGUAGAUUUCAAAAGACAUUUGAUUGGCUAAAAACAUAAAAAUGCUUUGUAAGUAUUGAAAAGAAAUGCCUAAAUAGAUGUAAAUAGAUUGGAAAAUGAAGCAUUUCGUGAAUAGAAAAUAAGAAAAUAAAAAUUAACAAGACAAUAAAUUGAAAGAAUAAAUAAAGAAGUGGAUUAAGAAUUUGCAGAAAUUGAAUAAAUUACAUAUGAAGUUAAGAAUUAAAAUGAUUUACCUGAAGAUUUCUUUGAGUAAUAAUUGUUUUAUAUUUUAAUUAGUUAAAUUGAAGUAGAAACAAAAAUUUAAUAACAAAUGUAAGAAGAAUAAUAGAGGAAGAUAAAAGAAUAAAACGAAUAAAAAAUGGAUGAGGACAUUGACAUAUAGAAUGAGAAAUAGGAUAUUUAGAAAAGAAGAGAAAAGAUAUUAAAGAAUAGAAGUUAGAAAUAGAAGAAAGUCGAAUUUGAAUUUAAUGAGGAAGAACUAUAAGAAGGAGAUUUUUAAUUAAAUUGGAAAUAAAAGGGUAAUAAUUGA